Pipistrellus nathusii (Nathusius's pipistrelle) is the source of this 1593-nucleotide messenger RNA. Lineage: Eukaryota; Metazoa; Chordata; Mammalia; Chiroptera; Vespertilionidae. The record is from the annotation of a GenBank genome assembly.
AUGGAGGACCCGGACCUCGACUCCACCUGGGAGGACGAGGACGAGGAGGAGGAGGACGGCGGGGGCCCGAGCGCCGGCGGCGACGACGACGAUGGCGAGGCCGGCGCCCUGGGAGAGGCCGAGGACGAGGAGGAGGACGAGGAGGAGGACGAGGAGGCGCGGCCCAGCGCGCUGCAGUCUAGGAGGAUGGGGUCCCUAAACUGGAGAGCCAUGCAGGACACACGCAGGUACCGGCACCACUACCCGGAUUUGACGGAAGGGGACAGCAACGGUGACAUGCCGAACCUGAGUUUCUACAGGAAUGAGACCCCGUUCUUGCCCAAUGGCUGUCUCAUUGAGGAUAUCCUUCAGAACUGGAAGAACGACUACGACCGCCUGGAGGACAACCAUUCCUACAUCCAGUGGCUGUUUCCUCUGCGGGAGCCAGGGGUGAACUGGCACGCCAAGCCCCUCACACAGCGGGAGAUCAAGGCCUUUAAAAGCUCCAAGGAAGCUGGGGAGCGGUUUGUCCGGGCCUAUGAGCUCAUGCUGGGGUUCUACGGAAUCGAGCUCGAGGACCGGGACACAGGCAAGGUGCGCCGAGCACAAAGCUACCAGAAGCGCUUUCAGAAUCUCAACAGGCACAGCCACAACAACCUCCGCCUCACGCGCAUCCUCAAGUCGCUGGGCGAGCUGGGCCUGGAGCGCUACCAGGCGCCGCUGGUGCGCUUCUUCCUGGAGGAGACGCUGGUGCGCCGCGAGCUGCCGGCCGUGCGGCGGAGCGCGCUGGACUACUUCGUGUUCACCGUGCGCUGCCCGCGCCAGCGCCGCGCGCUGCUGCGCUUCGCCUGGGCGCACUUCCGGCCGCGCCGCCAGUUCGUCUGGGCGCCGCUCCACCGGCUGCGGGGGCCCCGGCCGCGCCCGCCGCUGCCCGCGGGCCCCGCGCCGGCCGAGGGGGAGGCGGGCCCCGCGGAGCGCCCCCUCCCGGAGCCCCCCCUCCCGGCGGGCGCGCCCGGGCGGACCUGCGGGCCGGAGCGGGGCGAGGGCUCGGAGGGCGCGGCCGCCGGGCCCCCGCCGCCGGGCCCGGAGCCCCGGGAGGAGGGCGCCCCCGAGAGGGACCUGGGAGAGGGGGCCGGGAGCCAGGGGGAGGAGGGGCCCGAGCCCGCGAGCCCCAAGGAGAGCAAGAAGAGGAAGCUGGAGCCGAACCGGCGGGAGCAGGCCCCGGGGGAGAGGGCCCCCCAGAGCGCCUCGGAGGUGGAGAAGAUCGCGCUGAACCUGGAGGGCUGCGCCCUCAGCCAGGGCAGCGGGGCAGGCACCCAGGAAAUGGGCAGCCAGGGGCCCGGGGAGACCGAGCCGCCCUGCCCCCCGCCCCCGCCGGCCAAGGUGGCUGACGAGGUGAGGAAACGCAGGAAAGUGGAUCAGACGCCGGCCCCCCUCUGGCCCCCCGGCCCCCCGGGGCGCCCAGAGGCCGGGGUGGACGAGGAGGAGGCAGAAGACCAGGGGGUGCCGGACCAGGGGGCCCCCGGGAGCCCGGGUCCCUCUGAACCAGCACUGGAUCCUGCACUGGACGAGGGGGCGCAGGCGGAGCUGGCGGCCGAGCCCCCGACGCCGUAG